This is a messenger RNA of Leptidea sinapis, 8726 nucleotides long. RefSeq names its product F-box/WD repeat-containing protein 7 (gene ago). NCBI's taxonomy places the organism in Eukaryota, Metazoa, Arthropoda, Insecta, Lepidoptera, Pieridae. Gene Ontology annotation, biological process: proteasome-mediated ubiquitin-dependent protein catabolic process; ubiquitin recycling. Gene Ontology annotation, cellular component: cytoplasm; nucleus. The coding region runs from base 241 to 2625 and encodes 794 amino acids. The record is from RefSeq and is a predicted model, not a curated record. The transcript is spliced from 12 exons. Gene Ontology annotation, molecular function: ubiquitin binding.
UCAGUGAUCACGGGCAUUAGCAGGACGACAACGGGGUGUUUUUUGUACAAUAAAAUCUGAAAUGCCGUCUACUACAUUUUAGUUGUAAAUAUUAAUUCGUGAAAAAUGUAUCAAUACCAAUAAAUUGUGAAAGAAACCCCAACUUCAAUCUGUGAAGAUAUCGAUCAUCGGAGGCAGAUAAUCAUCACAUGCAGUAACUACCAAAAGAAAAAAAGCUAUUUGAAUCAGAAAGAUUGUAGGAUGGAACCAUCAUGUUCACGUACUAAAAGCAAUAUGAUAUAUGAUCGAGAAAAAGUAAAUAAUAAGACUGGAAAUAAUACCCAUAUGGUAAAAAAGGAAGAUAAUUGUAAUGAUAGGCAAAAAAUUGAUGAUAUUGAGAGAGAGGACUUUGAAGAGGAGAAUAGACUUUUAAACCAUUGUUCUAGUAUGAUUGUUGAUGAGGAAAAUGAGUCGAGACCUCCCUUUUCCAGAAAUCUCUCUAGUUCUAGCUCAAGCCUUACUUCUAGUUCUGAAACUAUAUCCACUUUAUCAAAUCUUAUUUCAAAUGACUUUAACCUGCCCGGUUGUAGUAAAGAUGAUAGUGAUAGCAGUAAUGCAACAAUUAAAAAUAUGAUCCACUGUAAAGUAACUGCAGUCACAGCAAGCACAGAAAAAGCACCAAAAGAAGACUUUAUGCAGAAAUUAUUAAAUAGUGGUAUACAGGAGAAAAAAGAUUUUCCUAGAGGCAAAUUGUAUAAGGGUGAUCUUGAUAGUAAUAUAAAUGAUACAUGUGAUGAAACAAAUGUAAUUGGCGGAUCAUCAGGACGUUGCAACUCUAAUGCCUCUAGUAUUGCCAGCACAAGCCCUGGUUGCAAAGAAUUCACAGUACCGUCCACAUCAAAUGCUGAAAAACUUCUGGGGCUCUGUAAUACACAGAAGGAUGGGGAGACUAGUUCUAAAUCAAAUGGCUAUGAAUAUUGUGAUGGUGAUGACGAGUCUGAAGAUGAAGAAAAUCCGGAAUCAUGGUGUACAUGCCUUUCUUCACAUGAGGAUGAUGACGACGAUGAUGAUUCCGAGCAAGAUGAGAGGAUGUGGAGAAAAAGGCGCCUCGAGCCACCGCCGCCGCAGUCAGCUAAGAAGUUCUGUUCCGACGGUAGUAUGUUGCCGUGUUCCACCGAAUGGUCAUCUAACGGUACCAGCCAGGGGCCUCCAGAAAUUAAUAAGUGGCUUACCAGAUUUCAGUGUUGGUCUAACGGUGAGAAGAUUGAAGCGAUUGAAGCAUUGAUCAACCGCUGUGCAGCAAUUCACGUGCGCCAUAUGAUGAAGGCAAUAGAGCCACUUUUCCAACGCGACUUCAUCUCGCUACUGCCCAAAGAACUGGCGCUGACCGUCCUCGGUUACCUUGCACCCAAAGAUCUCUUGCGCGCCGCACAGACUUGUCGAUAUUGGCGAUUCCUAGCGGACGACAAUCUUCUGUGGAAAGAGCAGUGUCGCCGCAUCGGACUGACGACGUUGAAAAGGGUGCCCCGGUCGAUGCCGCGGUGUGCGAGCCCUUGGAAGGCUGCCUACAUGCGGCAAUCCAUGAUUCAGGAGAACUGGCUACACAAACCUGUCAGCAACCCGAUCGUGAUGCGAGGACAUGACGACCACGUGAUCACGUGCUUGCAAUUCUACGGAAACAGGAUUCUAAGCGGGAGCGAUGAUACAACGCUCAAAGUCUGGUCCGCUAUCACUGGCAAGUGUCUCCGCACAUUGGUCGGCCACAGCGGUGGCGUGUGGUCAUCGCAGAUGGUCGGAGAUUUGGUGAUAAGUGGUUCCACAGACCGAACACUUCGAGUUUGGAACGCUAAGUCUGGACUUUGUCUGAAAGUGUUGGCGGGACACACCUCUACGGUGCGAUGUAUGCACUUACACCAGAACAGAGUUGUGUCGGGCUCUCGAGAUGCGACUCUGCGUGUUUGGUCGAUACCAGAGGGGCGCUGUCUUCGCGUGUUGGUCGGUCACAUGGCUGCGGUACGAUGCGUUCAGUUCGACGGUAAACUCGUCGUCUCCGGUGCGUACGACUAUUUCGUCAAAGUGUGGAACCCUGAAACCGGAGAAUGUCUACAUACUCUUGCCGGACACACCAAUAGAGUUUACAGUUUGCAGUUUGACGGGGUCCAUGUGGUGAGUGGCUCCUUGGACACAUCCAUCAGGGUGUGGGACGUAGAAUCUGGCCAACUGAAGCACACAUUGACUGGACAUCAGUCUCUUACAUCUGGUAUGGAAUUGCAUUCCAAUAUUUUGGUCUCCGGAAAUGCUGACUCCACAGUCAAAGUUUGGGACAUCACAACUGGACACUGCCUGCACACUUUAUCUGGUCCAAACAAGCACCAAUCAGCCGUGACUUGCCUACAAUCUAGCAAUCGUUUCGUGAUUACAUCCUCAGAUGACGGCACUGUGAAGCUAUGGGACGUAAGAACGGGAGAAUUCAUCAGAAACCUAGUGGAACUCAGCUCGGGAGGGUCCGGAGGUGUGGUUUGGCGCAUCAGAGCCUCGGCAACUAAGCUUAUAUGCGCUGUGGGAUCCAGGAAUGGGACGGAAGAAACCAAGCUAUUAGUACUAGACUUCGACGUGCCGGGAGCUUGUAGAAAGUGCGAGGAAUAGCAUCGACUUAACCGACGCCUGUUGCGUCGAUACGCCAACCUCUAUGCGCCGUGGCACUGUUAAUUAUUUCACCGUUGUACUUGGGUUGUGAUGUUCAGAUAACAUACAACACAAUUUAACUCGGUGUUUUACAGUCCACUCUGCCAUUUUGUGACAGUUGAUGAACUAUUAAAAUUUUAUUAUUAACCGACUUGUAACGUCUAUAUUAUGCAACGUUAGAUAUGGAUUAAUAUCGUAGUUAUAAGGAACAGUGAAAUCAGUGUGAACUUUUAAGAGGAGUGAAUGGUUUGGUUUUUGGCUAGGAGCAACUACUGAACAUUACAGUGUUAUUAAUAACUUGUGUAUAUCUUGAUAUACUACUAUUGUACACCAUUAUAAUACAAUACUUAGUUGAUAAGUACGUCAAUUUGUGUCACUGAGUCUUAUGUUGCCAAAUGUUUGUCAUCUCAUAAUAUUUGCUUCAUCGUCCCAAAGAGUAUGUAGUUAUGUGGAUUUCACGUAUUAAAUUUAUUACUUAGGAUAAUUUUAGUUUAUAUAAGCUUAGGACAUUGUUUUUGUUUAUUGACAUCUGACUUAUACUAUUUUGACAUUUACUAUCUAUAUGUAGUGCUAAUGAAGUCGUUAUUCAAAUAUGUAGAAUAAUUAUUAUUGUCAGCCCGUAUUGAUGACAUAUUCAUAGUGCAUUAUACGGACAAGUUAUAUUUAUUAUACAAUCAAUUUAAAUUUUUACACAAUAUUAUGCAUACACGAUGACUUGUUUAAGUAUACGCUUUUUUAUGUAGUAUAAAAUUUAAUUCAUUGUUAUUAUUUUACAAAUGAUGACUUACAAACGAAAUUUACAUUCGAUAUACUUAACAUGUUUUCUUUUUUUAUCUAUGAUCUUAGUUGUUAAACUAAACACAAGUGUAUUCUAGGUUAAUAUAAAUUGUCUAACCAUUAACUUUUGGAUAUGUUUUUCCAAUGACAAUGUAACAUACGUAUAUAAAUACGGUCUGCAAUGUAUCAUUGAAUUGUUCACAUUAUUCUCCAUUUGACAUAUAAAUAAAUGUUGACACAAGUGUUUGCUUGACGUAAUUAUGAUAUAUAACGCGCAUUGGCUCGGGAAAAGCAAACAACAUUCGAAUUUACUUGUUAACUAAACUUAAAUAGCCAACACAUAUAUUAGCAUAAUUAUUGCUUCAAUAUCACACUGUACCUUGGAGGUAAUUGAUAGUUGUACAUGCAUUAUUUUUAUUAAUCCCUUUCUGUGGUUAACACAAUAGUAAAAUGUAUCUUUGAAACAAGAAACAGUGAAAACACAACUUUUGUAUCAUAAUGUCAACAACGAGUCAUGUCUUAUUCUAUAAAUUAUAAUCAGAUAAAAUAAAACACUUAAAUUAUAAUAAGCAUUUAACAUGUUAACAAUUUCAUAAUAAUACCUAUGUAUGUAUUAAUAUUUUUGUGUUUUUUAACCGACUUCAAAAAAGGAGGAGGUUCUCAAUUUCUUUUUUUACAGUGUGCAUAAGUAUAUGCUUCCAGUCUCACAAUACAUGGCUGUGCGCCGGGCCCAUCUACUUAUUCAGUAGUAAUUAGUAUUGAAACUUUACAUCACUGUGUUAUAUUUAUUUUGGUGUUGAAUUUAUUUUAAAAAUAUGUACUAUUUGUUGUUGUUUCUGUGUUUUAAGUGAAACAUUCAUUAUUGUCAUAAUUAGGCGUUAUACUUCUCCUUAUUUUAUUAUGUAAUGAAACUAAUGUUGAAAUGAAAUUGAAUUUGUAUUUCUUUUUCAAUAUUCACGUUAAAUAUAACUAUUCAAUUUAUAUUUACAGUGAAAUGAAAUUAAUUUGAAUGUUUUUCAGUUUGAUCUUUCUCAAACUUAGGUUAUAUUGUAAUAUUUAAUAGCAAUGAAUUAUAUUAAUCAUAAUAUGUAGAUUAAUAGAAGUGGCCAGCAAUUUGUCAUUAUAGUAACUAGGUUUAAACUUUUUAUUAUCUAAUAGUUGAUAAUGUUUGAACUUUGUACCGAAUUAACUUCAUAAUAACCCAUGCUUAGACAUCAUAACCUGUAAUAAGUAGAUAAAGUUAGCUUAUAUAUGAAUGUAAGGGUGUAUAUGAUUCAGAUUCUCUCAUGUUAUCCAUCGGCGGGCAGCGGGAAAGACUAGUUAGCUAGUGACUAUUAAAGGUGCGUACAGACUGAUGAAACGUAACGUGAAAUGAAUCAAUCUAACUUUCAUCACAUGUUCAUUCAGUACAACCUCCCGCGUACGUUUGUUUCCGCCAUUCAGUCGCCCCGUUGUGUUCGUAAGAAAAACCGUUACAAAUGAGAAAUCGUUACUACGUGUGUAACGUUUCAUGACACAUAGGCAUAAAAGGCAUUUAUUUUCUCAAAAUUUAUUCCUUUAGAAUUAUUUUUGAUGUCAUUUCUAAUAUACUAGAUACUACUAUCGCUUUGGAAACAAAUCGAGCUUUGAGAGAGAAGAAGCGGCGCAUGAAACUAGCAUUGCUGUUUGCGCUCUUUUUAAUAAAAUAUACAAUAUUGUACUGUCAUUGCUAUUGCUAUAAAAUAAUCAUAAUCUAGGCUGUCCAUUCACUUAGAUAUUCAGCUGUGGAGUAGUAGGAUUUACGACAGAGCCAUUUUUAAAUAAAACAUUUAACUUUAUGUAUAGAUAAUGCCUGAACAGUGGCUGGGACUUAUUAUAAAAGUGUAUACAUUUACCCUUAAAGCUAUUAUGUAUCUUAUGAAGCCUACUGGAAUAAGUUACAAGCAAUCCCUGAUUUCUAGUGUUAUAAUAAUGAAAAUCACCAUUAAGAGCAAAAAGGUGACGAGUUUUGUGAACGUAUAUUAAAUUUUCAUAAUUGGAGUGAUGUGUACUGCGAAUUCUUUCAUUGCAUGAUACAUUUCAUGUUACGUUCCACCAGUCUGUACGCACCAUUACAUACAUAAUGGUAGAAAGAUUGGGAUGCCUUGAAUGACACUCUCACGUUUUAUAAUAUGUCUAGAUGUCCACGACAAUAAUAUGUAAUUAAUAUGUGUUCUUCACUUGAGAGUAAUUCCAUCGACAUGUAUUACGCAUAAUGCCUUUAGUUGCACUUGCCAUAAUGCAAUUUAUAUAAGUGUAGGCUAUGUUUCUUUGCGGUUAUUUUGACAUAUCGCUAAUGAUUCGAUAUCGAUAACCUAAUAAAGUCGUUUCGGAUGUUAGACAUAACAAAUAUCAUAUCUUAUUCAUUUGGUAAUAAAAUAAUUAUUAAUAUACAGUUUGCUGCUAUCGCGACUAUUUAGACAAGGCAGACAAUAAAAAUGAAUUAAAAUGAUCACAGCACAUUAUUCUAUUUAUUGCCUCACAUAAACUUAAUUAUAUAUUUAUUUAUUUAUCUCAUUUAUAAUGAGGCUCAGUGAAGCCUGUUGUCAAAAAUAAAUAAAUACGAAAACUCACCGGUUCUAAGCGAUAUUUAGCUUGGCUUCAAUAAAAAUAUUUUUCAGCCUGUUUAAUCCCAAAGGAUUUAAAAAAUAAAAAGCUUGCCUCACUUUUAUAGGUUUUUGUCAUAUCACAUAAUCAAGUAUUUUGUGUUAUUUAUAGUGUAGAGUUGAUAUAUAUCCGGGCACUUUUAUUUGUGCCUUGCGGAAUUAAUAAUUUGUACAUUGUAUAAUAUCAUUAUUUGGUAGACGCUUUUAUCGCUACCAACUUUUUUUUCAUUUGUGUAGAUGAUAGCGAACACAUAUUUAAUAAAAAGCAAUAAAUACCACAACACAUGUCAAUAUUUUUAGGCGAUGUAUAAACGCUGAAUUAUUGUAAUGUAGGUGUAGUAUUUUAUACAAUAUUAACUGAGUCAUGCUUAGUAGGUUAGGAACUAGACAUUGUAGUCUACAUAAUAUGCGAAUAUCAUUAGGUAAUUGGUAUGAAUAAUGCUUACAUUCGAAAGAGAUGGAACAACAAUUGGGCCUGUAAUGCUUAUAUUACUGGCUCACUCACAAUUAGAUUAUAAUCAUACUCAAAUAGAAUUAAGGAAGUAAUUUUAACUUAGUGAAUUCAGUCGGGCCAUACGUUGGCAUCACAUUCUUUUAUGUAUUUUACUCAGACGACUCAUCGGACCCAAUGAUGCUGUCCAAAGUGAUAACUACGAUGAACUGAAAAGUUCUAGAAGAAUGUUUCAAUUUGGUGCAUUAAUUAUACAGCAAAUUAACAUUGAUUCUGUGUGAUGUCGUCAAAUUAAUAAUUGGUCUAAUGCUGUUUCGCCCGACUCUAUGUAAUGUAGUGUAAUGCAUGAACAUACCGCGCUGUUAAACACACCAUUGUUAUAAUAAUAUAUUACUGUGUAUUUAUAAUUAAGACGUCUCGUAAUAAUAAAGAAACGUUGAUAAGUUUCCUUCUAGUUUUUUGAUACGGGGAUGUGUCUUAGUUUUGAGACGAAUUAUGUAAUAUUGACGGUGCAGGAGUUGUGUAACAAGUAGCCCGUUCUGAAGUUUGUGACAGUUAUGUGUACUAGUCGGACGUGUAAAGUAUGGGAUGGCAAUUGGACUCUUAUCUUCUCGCUCUUAUACUUCCGGUGUACCGGUAUAUAGAUUGCAGGUAAAUGAAAAUUUUUGAGGUGAAAAACUUGUGAUCCUUUGCAUUGUUGAGUGUGAUUCUGUGAGUACUAAAUGAGACUGAGCCGUCGCGCUUGUCUGUGCUACGGUCGUUUGAAUAGUCCGCUUAAUUUGAUUCAAAAAGCGCAGACAGAGAAAAAUUUUGCCCCGACUCAUUUAUACACUAUAAACAGACAAACACACAUGGUCAACGAUCAGACAUUUCUAAUAUAAUUCUUUCAUAGUAUAAUAAUAUGCUCCGCCUGGAAUUCUCUUCCCACGAUGGCCCAACUACUACGUCAGGAUAUAAUAAAUGUCAUACUGACAGCUCGCCAUUUCAUCGCUAUUGUCGUUUCGCUCACACCUAUAGCAAGUCUAUAGCGUUGUUUCAUUCGAAAAUAGUUAUCGGACCUGAUGACGUAUUCUUAGACCAAUCACGUGAGCCAGCUGUCAACCGAAGAGAUUACCAGGCGGAGUAUUAUUAUAUGAAUUCUUUAGUCGUACGACUACGUACUAGUUCUAAGGUUUGAGCGGUUGCUGAGAGCGGAGUGCUUGUUUCGCGACAGUUACAUGUACGCGUAGACAUUUGAUUGGAGGGUCGAGGUAUUGCCGAAGGUUGCGUGCGGCUAAAUAUUUCAAACGAAGACUGAAGUAUAGGUAUAAUGUAAUUAUAGUAUUUAAUAAUGUUCGCGGGCGAGGAUGCACAGAUACGUCGAAUGUUGCAGCGACUUGCGACACUUGAUCUCAUUAACUCUCCGUUAUAAUCCAGUGUAAUACCCACAAUCACUCGACUCCCGUCUUUGUUGGUCUUGAAUCACUCAAUAUAUUGAUAUAUUUAUGCAUCCGUUUGAUUUGGUGAACUAUUUGUUUUAUUUUAAGUUACGUACGUUAAGUUCGGCUGCGUUUUUUGGUGAUUAUGAUAAUGAAACUAGUUUCUGUAUAAUUAUUAUUUUUUCAUCAAUUCAUAUUGCUCAAACAGCGAUUUAAUAAUGAUGCAAUUUUAACUUUCAUAAAAUUUAUGACAGUUUAAACCUUCGAAUAGUUAUAGUAAUUACGGUUUGACCACAUAUAUCACAAAUAUUAUUGUAAUUAUAUGUCAUUCAGACUAUCAUGUCGGUUUCAUUGCUUCAGUACACUAAUGGUUUAAUAAGAUUUUCAAAUACUUUUCCCUGCGAAUGCUGUUGCGUGUGAAUGGCUCUAGCGUGGUUAAAUAUUAAUUUUGGAUUGGGUCUCAAUUCUUAUAAUUAUAUUAAUCACUUACUACAAACACCAAUCAAUAACAACCUACACUAGCUGCUUUGAAUAUAAAUAACUCAGUAAUAUCUCGACUGAGAUCCGCGCCGCUUAUAUUAUUGGACCGAGUCCCGCGGCCUUUUUAUUUUAGUCGUUCGAGCUCUGCGCCACUUGUUCUCCAGUGGACUUGCCACUGCCUCGUAACCGCUUCGCUUAUCCGCUUACGAAAAAGCGGUUUUUUUGAGAGUAGUCCUCCAUUAAUUUAAGUUUAAAUUCUAAAAAUUCAUCCUACCUAUGGUAAGAGGCGAGACCAUAAAUUAUUUGAAAAUC